GGAACCAUGGCUCCUAGGAAAGGAAAAGUACAAAAAGAGGAAGUCCAACUAUCCCUUGGACCCCAAGUACGUGAGGGAGAAAUCGUUUUUGGAGUGGCACAUAUCUUUGCCAGUUUCAAUGACACUUUCGUCCAUGUAACUGACUUGUCUGGUAGAGAAACCAUAUCCAGAGUCACAGGAGGCAUGAAAGUAAAAGCUGACAGAGACGAAGCAUCUCCCUAUGCUGCUAUGUUGGCUGCACAGGAUGUAGCUGAGAAAUGCAAAACAUUGGGCAUUACUGCUCUGCACAUCAAACUCCGUGCCACUGGAGGAAACAAGACAAAGACCCCAGGACCAGGAGCACAAAGUGCUCUCAGAGCUUUGGCUCGUUCUAACAUGAAAAUCGGCCGUAUUGAAGAUGUGACUCCUAUUCCUUCUGACUCUACCAGAAGGAAGGGAGGUAGACGUGGUCGUAGGUUGUAGAUGCAAAA
Phaedon cochleariae (mustard beetle) is the source of this 470-nucleotide messenger RNA. The record is from the annotation of a GenBank genome assembly. Lineage: Eukaryota; Metazoa; Arthropoda; Insecta; Coleoptera; Chrysomelidae.